Molecule: messenger RNA, 1678 nt
Organism: Suillus clintonianus
Lineage: Eukaryota; Fungi; Basidiomycota; Agaricomycetes; Boletales; Suillaceae
Product: ketopantoate reductase PanE/ApbA C terminal-domain-containing protein
Exons: 3
Coding region: 173-1456 (427 amino acids)
Biological process (GO): pantothenate biosynthetic process
Cellular component (GO): mitochondrion; cytoplasm
Molecular function (GO): 2-dehydropantoate 2-reductase activity; NADP binding
Source: RefSeq, a predicted model, not a curated record
UGUGCAAGUUUUCUUGGGGUUUCCCCGACAUUUAACCUCUAAACGUGGCAAGCGACGACGACGAAGACGUUCUUUUCAACGUUGAACCAACCUUGCACGGUGGCUUGGCCACAGUAAUUUGUCGCGUAGCAGUCGCUCACAUCACGAAAUUCUCCUUCUCCCGUCCACGUGAAUGUCCAGCCUGGCACCUGAGGAACUAAGUAUUAUCAGUGACAUGCGUUUCUACGUGCUCGGGCUCGGACCCAUUGGCUGUCUCCUCGCUCAUAACUUACGAUCAGUUCUUCCACGCGCCCACCCAGUCACUCUCAUCCAAAAAACCGCCAAGCAGGCGUGGAAGCCGCAGAAUGCAGCUGCGAAAAUCACAGUUGAAAACCAAGGUGUCCGACAGUCCACAGACGGUUUUGAUAUCGAGGUGUUCGACAAGUAUAGCGGAUCGGGCGGUGGAGUGCGCUUCAACCCCAAACUUUCAAGGGAGGAGAGUGCCGUAUUCACCCCCGGCGAUGGAGAUUUACGGACAGAGCCCAUCGAAGCGUUGUUCAUAACGACCAAAGCGCACAGCACUGCGCCUGCACUGUCACACCUAGCUCCACGCCUCACCUCUCGCAGUACCAUCGUACUUUUACAAAACGGCAUGGGAUUAUAUGAAGACCUGGUCCAGCGAAUAUUCCGCAACCCAGAAAGCAGACCACACUUUAUCCUGGCGUCAAACACCCACGGAGCAUGGCUAAAGUCGGCGUUCCAUGUAGUCCAUGCGGGGCUUGGGGAUAUCACAUUUGGGAUUGUCCCAGAUAGCCGCAAGCGCGAUUUCGAAAUAUCCAUGGCGGAUGAAAGCAAGCCGCUGUACGAGAGAUCACUUGUUUUGGACGACAUCACACGCCCCGAUGAUCCUUCAUUCGACCAGUACCGCAGCCUACGACACACGGUAGCAGUCUUACGAUCUCUUGAUUAUCUUGGAUGCAAAUGGAGUCCUAUUGGAGAUGUUCAACUUGCGAUGCGCAAGAAACUCAUCGUAAACGCAAUUGUGAACCCGCUCACAGCCGUUCUAGGCUGCCGAAAUGGUGGUCUGUUCAAGGACGAGGCAUCACAUAAUAUGCUGCGCAGCGUCUGCGAAGAAGCUGCCGCAGCUUUCCGUGCGCAGAUUGAAGCGGACACACAAGCAUGGCUCGAUUCUCUAGAUCCUAGCGUGGAUAAGACACAGGUGCCGGUGGGGCGUGUUCCAAAAGAACUGGGGGCGGAUGCUCUGGAACGUGAGGUCCUGCGUGUCACACACGUAACAAGAGGCAAUAUGUCAUCUAUGCUCUCCGACGUAAGGAAGAACAACCCAACGGAAAUCGACUUCUUAAAUGGCUACUUGGUCAGGCUAGGGGAACAAUAUAAUGUCCCUAUGCCAGUCAAUAGGGCCCUUGUUCAAUUAGUCAAGAUGCGGUGCUCUAUACCCAUCGAUCAGACGUUCUGAUUGACAGCCGGAGUGUGUUGAAUUGGCAUCUGUAUAUACUCAGUCGGCGGCCUUAAAGGAUGAGGGUCCUUGAUACACUAUCAAGUUGGUACAAGGGAUGGGGUACGCUGCAUCGUCAGGCAGCUUACCGGCAGCGCUCUAACCUGCCAUGGCAUCCGAGGAUGGAAGUCCUUGCAUUUCAUAUAGUGGCUGGCGCAUGUCAAUCACGUCUGGACCGUGUAC